Molecule: messenger RNA, 606 nt
Organism: Anneissia japonica
Lineage: Eukaryota; Metazoa; Echinodermata; Crinoidea; Comatulida; Comatulidae
Product: tyrosine kinase receptor Cad96Ca-like
Exons: 5
Biological process (GO): multicellular organism development; protein phosphorylation; cell surface receptor protein tyrosine kinase signaling pathway
Cellular component (GO): signaling receptor complex
Molecular function (GO): ATP binding; transmembrane receptor protein tyrosine kinase activity
Source: RefSeq, a predicted model, not a curated record
CUUGUAUCUCAAGUAGUGGUACCUAUUUUACCCGUUGUACCCCAAGAACCUCGUCCUGUAAGCUCUGGUUCAACAACUCCUCCAGUACCAUUACCAAAAAAAUCUAAAAGGAAAUCAUUAUGUAGAAAGAACACAGUCAAUAUGAAUACAUACAUAAAUGGAUGGGAUGCCAGUAAGUGGGAGCUAUCACGUGACCAACUUAGUAUCGACGAUACACCAUUAGCGAGUGGAUAUUUUGGUGAUGUGUUUAAAGCCAGACUUGAUGUUUGGACGGGAAAAGAGAAGAGUGUAAAUGUAGUGGUCAAAACUUUAAGAAAUCAGUCAUCGAACCGUGACAAGGCACAAUUUUUGAAGGAAUUGGCUACGCAUGCGCUAAUAGAACCUCAUGUUAAUAUUGUGCGACUUAUCGGAUGUUGUACCAAAUCAGCUCCGCUUUUAAUGGUACUGGAAUACGUAGAAAAUGGGUCUUUAUCUGAUUAUUUAUUUAAUAAAGAAAUUGACGUAGAUCAGGGUCGGAAGAAUCUUGUUUGUUUUGGUCAUCAAAUCGCAGAUGGUAUGGCGUACCUCAGUGAGAUGAAGGUAGGCAUGCACAUACUAAAUACAUAG